Molecule: messenger RNA, 3644 nt
Organism: Anastrepha ludens (Mexican fruit fly)
Lineage: Eukaryota; Metazoa; Arthropoda; Insecta; Diptera; Tephritidae
Gene: Ythdf
Product: YTH domain-containing family protein
Exons: 10
Coding region: 213-2300 (695 amino acids)
Biological process (GO): mRNA destabilization
Cellular component (GO): cytoplasm
Molecular function (GO): N6-methyladenosine-containing RNA reader activity; mRNA binding
Source: RefSeq, a predicted model, not a curated record
UGCGUCGAAUCGUGUAUUCGUUGUUGGUGUGUGUGUGGGUUUUGUUCGCUUCUCAACUUCUUUAAGUGACGAAUUAAAUAAAAAAUAUACAAUUUUAAGCACAUAUUAUUUGACUACAAACUUCAAUCAAGCAUUAAAUUUUAACAAACGUCUUUUCUUGUUUAUAUUUAUAAUUUUUUAAGAGAAAAGUUCAAUAUAAAAAUUUACAGCAAAUGUCAUCAAGCGUAUCAGAUCAGAUGAAAGUGCCCGGAAACACAGCAAAAACUGUUGAGGAGCGGAACAUCCCAUGGAGUCAGCAAGUCGAUGAAGCUUCAUAUGAAAACUUAUCGUCCCCAGCAAUCGAUGAAAAUAUAUGCUCCCACCACAGCUCAAUGCAGUUUCAAUUUCCGCCAUUUAAUGUAAAAGAGAGUCAAAAUGUUUCCUGGAGCAACCAAAAACCAAGAAAACCAAACAACUAUGACUCGAGUAAAAAGCAUGGAAAACCAGCAACAUAUAGCAAUACGAAGAAAGAUGACUUCCAAUCGAACCCAUGGGGUAACCAAAAAAAAGGGAAACAUGUAACCGACAAUUCUUCAAAUAUUAACAGAUCGAUCAGAACGGAAAAUAUGUACGCGUCGAGUAAAUUUGAUAGCAAGGCAAUUAUAAAUAUACCAACAGAGGAAAAGAAAACAAUUGUGCCACCCCCUACUUCUGUGCCCAAAAAAACGACUUGGGCAUCAAUUGCUUCGCAACCAGCAAAGUUGACUUCAAGGACUAAUCUUUCAACAUUAAGUCAUAAAAAGAAAGGUCCGGGUAUGCCUCCGCCACCAAUGGUGCCAGGGAAGCAUAACCUGGAUGUAAAUACAUGGGAGUUGCCAAAUAACAAUCCUCCGCCUGCACCAUCGCCUCCUGCGUCAACUGAUACAUCAUUUGCAGAAACUGAUCCUAAUUAUACGGUCGGAAUCGGAUGUGAUUAUGAAAUUGAGGUGCACACAGAUAGAAGUUAUAAAGGAAGUCAAUAUGUUCGCGAAGAAAAUAAGGCGAAUUAUAAUAACAGUAAUUAUGGGCGUGCCCGAACUUCGCCAACUAAUAAUUCACGUAAGAGUUGGUCCGUCCAACCUCUUGACCAAAGUAGUCGUGGACCUGGAAGUGCAAGUGCAGGUCAAAGACGUUCUGAUAACAUAAUUGGAAAUAGUGGUCAUCAAGCCCGAUUCACUGAACGUAGAAAUACUUAUACGCGUUUGGAACCAGAAUCUGCAGCUCAUGAUGUCGACGAACCUCGGUUGGAACAAAGUUUAAACGUUGAAGAACUUACUCCGGAAGCAUCGAACGCAGUGCUAGAAAAAUUGCAUGACAAAAAUAACUACAAUCCUUUGGAAAUCGACUUGAAUAUUGCAACUUCAGCAAGAUUUUUUGUUAUUAAAUCGUAUUCGGAAGAUGAUAUUCAUCGGAGCAUUAAAUAUGAGAUUUGGUGCUCAACUGAUCAUGGCAACAAGAGACUAGAUGACGCUUUUAAAGAACGACAAAAGGAGGGUGGAGAAAUACUUCUCUUCUUUUCUGUAAAUGGCUCCGGCCAUUUUUGUGGCAUGGCUCAAAUGAUGACCGCUGUUGAUUACAAUUCCACGUCCAGCGUCUGGUCCCAAGAUAAGUGGAAAGGAAAAUUUAAAGUUAAAUGGAUUUAUGUUAAAGAUGUUCCCAACACCAAACUAAGGCAUAUUCGUCUAGAAAAUAAUGACAAUAAAUCUGUUACAAACUCACGCGACACUCAAGAAGUGCCCAAUGCUAAAGGUAUCGAAGUUCUUCAAAUACUCCAUUGCUAUAAACACUCUACGUCCAUUUUCGACGAUUUUUAUCAUUACGAAAAAAAACAAGAAGAGGAAGUUUCAAAAAAGCCAAAUCCGUACGAUAAUUUAACAAUGGCAUCACCCGUUAGCAGACAUUACAGCCGUCAAAGUGACGACCGAGAUAGGGAAAGGGAUAGUCGAGGAAUCGGCGGAUCUCAAAAAUAUUUCAUUGGCGGUAGCACUAGUUUUCGUGAACGAAAUAAUUCAUAUCGUGGAAGUUUUCAUAACAAUUUCAAUGACCAACGCCGAAACGACAGCCACAGAAUGGGCCCCGUUGCAGAUUCACAACAAAAGGAAAGGGAUGAUCGAACUGAUGCUGACGUGGAUAGAGAUAAUAAUGAGUAUGGAAGCCGACACGGGCAUAAAUUUGAUUAUGGACAGCGUCUGAAGCACAGAGAGCGAGAUUUUAGUGAAAAAGAAACGAAAUUCCGGACGUCAUCAAAAGAAAUAUUAAAAGACAACGAAUAUGACUACUGAUAAAGCAUGAAUAAAAAGCUGACUAUGAAGAAUAUUAAAUAUGCACAUAUUAUUACGGAGAUAAAACAGUAAUACGAUGGUGAAUUAUGAGAACAAUAUAUUAUGAAGAGAUCAAUUAUGUUGUUAUUCUUAUGUUGAUUUUCGCUGAAAAGAAAACCUUGCACAUAUUUUGUCACAUUUUGACGUAUAAUGAGGAAUUCUUAUUAUGUGAUUGGCAAAACAAAUGUUGAACCAAUCAAUUGAUUAUUUAGAUCCAGGGUUUGCAACGUCAUUCCAUAGAGUUACACUGUAAUUAAUAAAAAAAUAAUAUGACGUACAUUCACAAAUUCAUGUAUAUACAUUAUUAUUUUGAAGUAAACGUUAUUAUAUUUUACGCAUCCGCUGCAUGCGAAUUUUGCAACAUAAAAAAAAUAAAUAAAUAAAAUCCGACGACCUCAAAUUUCAAGGGUACUGACUGUAUUAUCAAAACCGUUUGUUUCAAAACUUCUCAAUUUCACGGAUUUUUUACGCAAAAAUUAAAUGCAGAGAGUUAUCAAAAACUAAAAAAAAUCCAUAAAAUUCCUUAAUAUUUAUUAUAUUAAAAAAUGUCAACUAAAAUUUUAAUUUUUAAAGCCAAAGAAUUUGGCAAACCUACAGACGACACUUUUAAAGUUAACUCACAAAAGUUGUUCUAGCUUCCAAACGGCCUCAAACCAAGUAUUUAAAUAACAGAAUGCUGGAUCUCGUAAAUUAAUUUUUUAAGAUUGGCUGUUGAAAAUCAUCAGCCAGCAUUACAACCUCACGCAUCAAAACUUUCGAAGGGGUUUUAUUAGAGUUUACAUCAAUGGUAUCUGAACUCACAUUCUGACACCUGAGAACCUAGUCCUUUUAUAAAAUACCUUUUUGUCUGGCUUUUGGGUACUGACACCAUUCCAAAAUAAAUAAAGUGUCGUAGAGAACGUUUUUACGCCAACCCCACCUAAAAGUCCUUGCCAACGCUAUGUUGACCGAAGGUAGUACUGUAAGAAACUCAUUUCCCAGAGAGCGUCCCAUGAUUUCAAGUUUUGAGCUGACAACAAUGGCGAAUCACGAGAGAAUGAGUAGUUCUAGCUCGUUAAAUGAUUACGAGUACAACUACUUACAAACAAAUUCACUGCUUCUAACCCGAAAAAACACAUUUUAUUCACAUCAAACAAGUUAAUUAAAAUACGGUGUUAAAACCUCAAAACUAUUGUAAUAGUAUUAUUAGAAAGCAAAAACACUACAAAUAUUCUAAAUAAAUUAUAUUUAAGAAAUUUUGCACGUAUUUUUAAAUAUAAAAAAUUACAAAAAUUCUUCAAUAAACUCCCAAACUUGCAUAUUUUA